AUGGCCUCUACCUUGGGUAUAACCUACAAUGCGGCUGCCAAAAGAUGGCGCCGACUGAGCCUCCACAUGAAGGAGCUUGUUUUCAAGGGUGGACACGAUUUGAAGAACGCUACUGGCGAGAAGGCGACUGUUGAGAAAGACCACAAUGAGUCUGAUGAAGAGUUGUCGGAGCUCACUGAGCUUGAGGAAUUAGAAGAUUCUUGUGAGGAGACUGAAGAAAAUGGUGACGAUGAGGAUGAGGGUGGGAACAACGAGGAGUAUGUCCAGUGA
Messenger RNA from Penicillium taxi, 270 nucleotides. RefSeq lists its product as uncharacterized. The record is from RefSeq and is a predicted model, not a curated record. Lineage: Eukaryota; Fungi; Ascomycota; Eurotiomycetes; Eurotiales; Aspergillaceae. The transcript has a single exon. The coding region runs from base 1 to 270 and encodes 89 amino acids.